AUGGGGUGUCUACAGAAACCACCGUCGUUCAAAGGGGGGAUAGAACUAAUGAAAGCUGAAGCGUGGGUGUUGGGCAUAGAGAAAUUGUUUGAAGUAUUUCCCUGUACCGAAGCUCAAAAGGUGCAACUGGCCGCCUUCUCACUUGAAGACAAAGAACGGAGGUGGUGGAUGCUUACGAGAACUACACACCCGAGGUUAACGUGGGAUAGAUUUUUGGAGCUGUUCUAUGACAAGUACUUUCCCCAAAGUAUACAAGACAAGAAGGUAACCGAAUUUGAAACUCUCAGACAAGGGAACAAGACUGUUGCGGAGUAUGAAGCUCAAUUUGCAGAAUUAGCCCGGUUUGAACCUCAUAUUGUAGACACAGAUUAUAAAAAGGCACGAAAAUUUGAAGGGGGACUACGGGUUGCUAUUCUAGACCGAGUCAACAUGUUGAAGUUGCCCACUUAUGUGGAUGUGUUAGAGAGGGCUGUUAUAGCAGAGGGAAACCUUGCUGCUCAGAAUCGGAUUUCCAAGUGGAAAGGGAAGAGGCAGAACAAUCAAUGGUUCAAGGGGUCAGCUACUCCACCAAACAAGAAGCAAAAUUCAGGGACCUCAAGCACAACCACUUCUACUUAA
Molecule: messenger RNA, 618 nt
Organism: Camellia sinensis
Lineage: Eukaryota; Viridiplantae; Streptophyta; Magnoliopsida; Ericales; Theaceae
Source: RefSeq, a predicted model, not a curated record